CAGAGUCCCGUCCAAGACUGGUUGUACUCGUUAGGCCAUACUGGCUAAGUCGCACACUGGUCCGUGUCGCACUGGCGGAGUCCCGUACAAGACUGGUCUCAGCCUUCAUAGGUACUUUCUCAACACGUGGCCAUGAGAACUAGGACAGGACAGGAGCCAGAUGACAUACGAGGGGGUUCCCAAAAGAAACGGAUAUUGUUUCAUAUAUGUUUAUUCACUGAUCCCUACACAUCGUCACUCAUAUCAUUCUUAAAGUACUCUCCCUGCGAGACAAUGCACCUAUGCAGACGCGUUUUCCAGCUCUCAAAGCAGCUCUGGAACUCUUGCAAGGUGAUGCCUUGCAGAGCCAUCGUCGUUUUUGCUUUUACCUUAUCAAAGUCGUCGAAAUGGUUUCCCUUGAGGUCUUUUUCAUUCUGGGGACCAGGAAAAGGUCACAGGGUGCCAAAUCCGGUGAAUAGGGAGGGUGGAUCCGUGGGGUCAUGCAUUUUUUUGUCCAAAAUUGUCUGACACUCAAGGCGGUGUGCGCUGGCACACUGUCGCGAUGAAAUCACCACUCCCCGCUUCGCCACCUGUCGGGGAGUUUUCGUCUCACCGUGUUUCACACACGCCGCAGAACGUCCAAGUAAAACGUCUGAUUGGCAGUUUGACCAGGGAGGAACAAUUUCCUUUUGCACACUUCCCUUUGCAUCGAAAAAACAAAUCAGCAUUGUCUUGACAUUUGACUUCACUUGGCAAGCUUUUUUGGGGCGCUUUUGGGAUAACAUUUGACCACUUUUGAAGUGCGAAAAUCAUUCAUAAACCCGCGUCUUGCUCACGGCAGCAUAUUUGUAUGCUACUUGAAGCAUUGGAACCGUUUCAGUCGCGGACUUCCCCAGCAGGAAACAAAAUUUCACAGAUGCGCGUUGUUGCUCAGUUCCGCUAUGCAUAAAAAACGACGGAUUGGGCGGGAGUGCUUCAAUAAAUACGUGCGCCACGCGGCCGCGCCUCUUUAUUUCGUCACCUCACGGUGCAGACUAAGUCCCAGGGGCCAGACUGGUUUGCCCCUAGCAGGGCAAUGCCGAGCUACAACUGGCUUGGCCUACAGAGAACGAUUCCCGUUACUUUUGGGUACCCCCUCGUACGUGCGCCGGCGCGGCGGAUUAAGUAGAUCCAGAUGGUACGAGUCAGCGGGGUGUGCUGGUCCACAGCACGCCGAGUCGUUGUCACCGGUCUGGGGCUUGUCACACCACUCGGCUGCGGCUCGCAACAUGUCUGGGACAGGCUGUGUCGCGGUGAUGUCGGCAUUGUGCCGCUUGCCGGCCCCGAGUUCGCGGGUCUGCCCAGUCGGGUGGCCGGCCUGGUGCCCGAGGGCUCGGCGGCCGGCCAGCUGAACCUCGCCGACCAUUUCGCCGCCUCGGAGCGCCGCUCGCUCAGUCGCGCCACCUGUCUGGCGGUGGUGGCGGCGGAGGAGGCCGCUCGCAGCGCUGGCUGGCGGCCGCGCACCGAAACCGAACAGGAGCGGACGGCUGUGUGCAUCGGUAUGGCCUCCCCGGACCUGGAGGACAUCGCCGCCUCGGCGCGCCGGCUGCAGGAGCGCGGUGCGCGCGGCGUGUCGCCGCAUUUCGCGGCCCGUAUUCUGCACAACAUGCCGGCCGGGCUGGUGGCCAUCCGUCUGCGGUGCCGCGGCCCCAACCACGCCGCCUCCACCGCCUGCGCCACCGGCGCGCACGCCAUCGGUGACGCGCUGCGCCUACUGCGUGCCGGCGCCGCCGACGCGGCCUUCUGCGGCGCCGCUGACGCCGGCGUCUCGCCGCUCGCCGUGGCCGGCUUCUCGCAGAUGCGCGCGCUGAGCGUGCGGUCCAACGCUGCGCCGGCAGAGGCGUCGCGGCCGUUUGACGCGGCGCGCGACGGCUUUGUGAUGGCGGAGGGCGCCGGUGUGCUGCUGCUGGAGACGCUGGAGCACGCGCGCCGCCGCGGCGGCCGGCCCAUCGCCGAGCUGCUCGGCUGUGGCCUCUCCGGCGACGCGCGACACGUGACGGCGCCCUGCGAGGACGGCGACGGAGCGCGCCGCGCCAUGGCCGCCGCCAUGCGUGACGCUGGCGUCUCGCCGGGGGACGUGACGCACGUGAACGCGCACGCCACCGGCACGCCGCUGGGCGACCGCGCCGAGCUGGGCGCCGUGGCCGCGCUGCUGGCCGGCUCGCAGCCGCUGGUCACCUCGUGCAAAGGCUCGCUGGGCCACCUGCUGGCGGCGGCCGGCGCCGUGGAGGCCGCUGCCACGGCGCUCUCGUGCCGCUACGGCCUGGUGCCGCCGACAGCCAACCUCGCCCACCCGGAGCCGGUGGACGGGGUGCGGCUGGUGGUGCCGCCACGCGCGGCUCACUGGCGAACCGCCGGCCGCCGGGUGGCGCUCAAAAACUCAUUCGGAUUCGGUGGGACCAACACUAGCCUCUGCUUUGCCGAGUUUGUCGAGUGACUCGGCGUUGUUUGGGACAGCAACUGUGCUUUCCAAUCUGUCUUGACCUCCCUCUAAUAGUGAUUAGCUGGGCAGGAUAUGGCGUGCAUUGUGCAAUGAUAAGGUCAUGCUGUGACGCUGGUCGGUGCCCGGUGAAUUUCGCGAUGUGCAACGCCCACAAGCUGCCUUUGUGAAAACAGCGAGUGUGGCCGUUACGUAAUAUUAUAGUGUGUUUGACCGCAUGCGUAGAUUGGUUAACCACUAGUCAGUGAUAUUCCGAUCAAUUGUCCUGUUGGAAUAUUCGUUAGGUAUGCUGUAGAAGAUCCGCUGGCCCGAGCUUUAUCAAACAAUUUUGAUGCUAAGAACGCAUCAAUGCUAAUACUGGCUGAAUGAUGAGAAUACCUGCAAUGCCAGUUAAUGUGGUAUAAAGGAGGAAAUGAUUUCACAAAAUAGACUCUUGAAAAGCA
This is a messenger RNA of Amphibalanus amphitrite, 2901 nucleotides long. RefSeq names its product 3-oxoacyl-[acyl-carrier-protein] synthase, mitochondrial-like. The transcript has 4 exons. NCBI's taxonomy places the organism in Eukaryota, Metazoa, Arthropoda, Thecostraca, Balanomorpha, Balanidae. Gene Ontology annotation, biological process: fatty acid biosynthetic process. The coding region runs from base 1154 to 2455 and encodes 433 amino acids. The record is from RefSeq and is a predicted model, not a curated record. Gene Ontology annotation, molecular function: 3-oxoacyl-[acyl-carrier-protein] synthase activity.